UACGUCGCACACAAGGAGAUUUUAUUUUUCUAACCUCCUUGAGUGAAGAAAUCUCUUUCCUGAUAUUUGUGUAUCUUCUUUGGACAAACAACAUUAAUGGCGGCGAGAGAGUGUUUAUGCUGAAUCCCGGAGCCAGCUGAGUCCUGUAGACUCAGUAUUAAUAUAUACCCCUAAAGAACUGCUGUGACAUUAUGACGUGAAGACAUUUGAUGCAAACAUGCGAAAAACUUCUUUGUCAUGGACUGGGUUAAUAAUGACGGCGUACACGAGACCAAAGAUGGACUACAUCUGUCAUCAGAUGAUGGUGUCUCUGUGUACUGUGAUGCUGUUUUGUUACAAAACACAACAGAUGGGAAGAUUCAAGCAUCAAGAAGUCAGGCAGAUAAAGAAAGAAAUCCAGACAGAAUUAGUCUUGACAGGAGAGGUUUGACAAAAUUUCCCCAACUUUCUGAGGAGCCAAAACUUCGUUUACUUUCUCUACAGCAUAAUCUUAUUUCAAGGGUAGACAGUUUAACAGACUCUGGUCUCUCUAAGCUUGUUUUUCUUGAUAUGUAUGACAAUCAACUAGAAAAGAUUUCAGGACUCGAGAGCCUUGAGAAUUUAAGAGUGCUCUUGAUGGGAAAAAAUAGGAUACGAAGGAUAGAAGGUUUAAAUAACCUUGUUAAACUGGAAGUGUUGGAUCUACAUGGAAAUCAGAUAUACCAAGUUGGAGGACUGUCAUCACUGAAUGAGUUAAAAGUGUUAAAUCUCGCUGGAAAUCAGAUUAGAGUGAUAGGUGCAACAGAUUUAAAUGGACUGAGUUCUCUGCAAGAACUAAAUCUUCGGAGAAAUAGAUUGAAGCGCCUCUUAGGAUUUGGUGAAACAAUACACUUGAGAAAACUUUUCCUCAGUAAUAAUGAUCUUCAGCAGGUUGAAGAUAUGAAUAGCGUUGUCAGAGCUGCAGAGCUUGAGGAAGUGACAAUUGAUGGAAACCCUGUUGCUCUCGGAGGUGAUUGUGUCUCAUUUUUAGUGUCCUACCUGCCAACUUUAAAAUUUCUUAGUCAUAUGGAAGUAACUGAAUCUGUUAGGAAAGCUGCAAUGUCCUGGAGAAAGAAUAAAGAAGCUUCAGAUAUGUUGGAAACAGCUAAAACCACUGAAAUAGAUGCAGAAAUUAAGCGGGAACAGGUGAUAUCAAAUGCCAGAACAAACUGGGAGUUAUUGCGCUCACAGACUAGAAUUGUGCCUGGGACCAACAGUUUGUGUGGUUCUUUAAGAGACUUAAGGUUUGAAACAGAAAAUGAUGUAACACAUGAACGCUGUGUCCAGAGUGAUUCAGGCAUCAGUGUGGGAUCAUCCUCCAACAGCUCUUACUUCCAGAGUGUCAGCCACAAUGUUCAUGCUCAUCCACUUUCUGCAGCCGAAAUAAGGAGACAAAGAUUUUCACGUAAAACCUGUUCACAGGAUUCAGAGUUUUCUCAGACAACAAAUUCUUCAUCUGGAGCUGCCAGUAUAGAAUUUUUUAAGCUCCCUCCAAUAUUUUCUCCAUUACUGUCAGGCACAGAUAAUCAGCAGGAAAAUUUAGCUUCCCAGAGUGGAAAAGAAAGUGAUGAAUUGCUCACCAGAAAUGACAGUUUGAAGCGUUAUGAUAGUCUGUCAAGUGUAGAGCCAAAUGUGGACAGUUCAGUGAGCUCAUUUCCCAGUGAUACCAGCAGCAGCAGUGAGGAACAAGAGUCAAGUGAAGAAGCUGUCUCAGCAUCUGAAGUGCAAUGUAGACCAGGUGAGGUGACAAGCACCACCAGGAGUUCCACCCACUGCCAGAAACAUACAGGUCACAGAGCACAUACCCGAGUUAGCACAGCAAGAAAUAGGCUAAAAUUUUCAGCCUUACCUGGAAAGAUACGUGAACAAGGUGGAGAUUAUCUUAUAGAAAUCAGUGGUCAGUGCCUCAAUGUGUAUGGACAAGGAGCUCUGCGCUUCAUUGAUCGGCCGUGGAAUUCAGGAAAAUCAGCAGAAGUGUAUACUGUAAAAUUCAAUUAUAUAAAUUUUAAUCACAUCAUUUCAGUAUUUGGAAGACUGAAGCAGCGCUUUCAAAAUGUUGAAAACUUUGUCUUUCAAGAGACAAAUAUUCAUUGUUUGGGUCAGCUUAAUGCUCUAGCUGAUGUGCAAGGUCUGACCUCUCUGCAUAUUGAGAGCGAAGGGAACCCCAUAACACAAAAGGACUGGAUUAAAUAUGCUAUAUACCGACUAUCACACUGGGGACUUAAAGUUAUAAAUGGAAAAGAGGUAAAGGAUGAAGACAUAGCCGAAGCAUCAGAAGAGUUCCAAGGCUUAAGUGACAUAAUUCUGUGGUCCCUGCCUGAGAGCCUUUUGCAGCCACUUCUUGGUCGCUUGCAGAUUACUGGUACACAGCAACAGCAUCAACAGAUGUCAGCUAAGCAGUGGCUGUGGACUGCUGAUCCUGCUUUGCGGAGUGUUGUGGGGAAAGAAGCAUUGCAGUGGCGGAGAUCUUCUCUGACACAGGAGGAUGUGCUAUGGAGGCACAGAGGACGAGUGCAUUUGGCAUAUCUUUUGGAGGUGGCUUGUGCUGCUGUAGAGAAACUGCAUAUGUUGGAGGCACAGUGGCCCAGUAUAUUGGCUGAGCUUGUCAGAGAUACACUUGUUGAUUACUCUCAUCUUGAUUCCUACAUGAAACAGUGUAUGCAAAAACUUAAAGUGUAGACUGAAGGAUCUAUAUAGAUCCCAGAUGGAAAGAAAAAAUCUAUGAAAUUGGAAAAGGAAUGAGUAAAAAUCUAGACAUUUGCAGUUAGAGUAAUGAGGUAUAAAAAAUUAUGGGGCUAAUUAAUAGGCAUCUCCACAUGAUUAAAAUGUGAUAUUUUAUUGGUUUUCAUCACUUAUGGUGUCAACAAAGCAACUGUGACAUCAUAUUUCUUUACAUAAUUAUUACAGAUGUAGAGAUCAGAAUGUUUUGCAAACUUGCUUUCAUACAUCACUCAACUCUGUUGUAUAACUAUUACGAUAAGUAACUGUAAUGAAUGGAAGAGCUUAAACCAUUAACUUACCAUACAGUAGUAACUUAUCACAACCCACAAGCUGGUUUGAAUAUUACAGUGCUUCGGUACCCAUACUCCUAUUAGAAGUGUAUAUCCUUGCAUCAUACCAACUUUUGAACUGACUAGCAAGUUAUGUGAGAACCUAAAAUUUAAUAUUGAUUCUGAAUCAUGUUCCAAGUUAGCAUAUUUCAGAUUAAAAAAUCUGUUUUGAAAACAAAAAUAUCAUCUUGUUGUAGUGUCACAAAGUGAUACUAAGAAGCACUGAGAUAAAAAUAUAACAAAAUGUUCUUUCAAUCUGUAUUUCUGAAUGUAUCACAAUCUUCACUCUACCUAUAUAUCUCAAGUAGGAAAUGUGAUAAAUAAAUAUCCCCUGUAAGUGAAGAACUUUUCUUUGUUUCACAUUUUUGGAUGUGUCACUAUCUUUACUUCACCUACAUAACUCAAGUCAGAAACAUAAGUGUCCACUACAUCAAAAACUUUUUUAUUUCUCACUUUUGGAUGCAUUACAACUUCAGCUAUAGCACUCAAGUCUAGAAGGCAAUAGAUGUCUUCCCACAGAAGCAUGGGGUAUUCCAGUUUUACCUAAAUAUUAUAUUAUUACCUAAGUUUUAUAUUUUGAAUAUAAUUAAAUGAAGAUUUUGUGACAAGUGCAUCCUUCCCAAGCACUAUUUCUGAAUAUAUGGAAACAUAUGGUUUGAAAGCAAUUACAUUGACUGUGGUCAAAGUUGAUGGAAUGUAUUGUAAACAAGACUACUGCUUUUAUGAGGCUUAGCAACAAAACUUACUCAUUAUUGAGGUUGACAGCAUGUAUGAAGAGAGACUUUGCUUCAUACUUGAGAGACUAUCUUUCAGGCCAAAUUUAUCUUGUUGUAUGGCACCAGAAAAAGGAGAAAAAACAACAAAUGUUACACUCGGAGUACUGUGGUAAUCACCACCUCCCAUUGGGGUGAGGGUGGCGGUGAGGAUGAAAAUGGGGUGGGACAGGAGAUGGACAGAGAGGAGGUGGGAAAGGAAGACUGUUUGAGGAGGCAGGUGAACAAUGAAAAGGUGUGAGGUGAAAGAAGAAAGUGUAAGGAGGUAGGUGUGGAAGUGGGAGGGGGUGGUAGGAAACAGAUGGAGAGGGACAGAUUCUGGGGUGGGAGGUGUAAGAGGAACAGAGUGUGAGGAGGUAGUUAGAAGAGAGAAAGAGAGAGAGAGA
This is a messenger RNA of Schistocerca serialis cubense, 4227 nucleotides long. RefSeq names its product leucine-rich repeat-containing protein 49-like. Lineage: Eukaryota; Metazoa; Arthropoda; Insecta; Orthoptera; Acrididae. Bases 238 to 2697 code for a protein of 819 amino acids. Gene Ontology annotation, molecular function: protein binding. The transcript is spliced from 9 exons. The record is from RefSeq and is a predicted model, not a curated record.